Molecule: messenger RNA, 1574 nt
Organism: Closterium sp. NIES-67
Lineage: Eukaryota; Viridiplantae; Streptophyta; Zygnematophyceae; Desmidiales; Closteriaceae
Source: the annotation of a GenBank genome assembly
AGGCGUCGCACGGCGACGUCAACGUGCUGGAGCGAGAAUAUUCUGAGAGCCUUUUCGUCGCCGCCUCGUCGCGGGAACCAGUGCGCGCAGCAGGCGGGAGCCCAUGGGGGGAUGGCGCAGAGUCUGUAGGAAUUGCGGAAGAGGAGACGGAAGAGCAUAGCGACUGCGUGGCAAUCUAUUGUACCGUGGCAGCACCAUAGGAACGGACGACUGCCAUCUCUUCCUUGCUGCCGCCACCACUCCCUCGCCCUUCAACCACACCUUCACCGCCCUCUCCCCCUCCGAACCUCUCCCCUUCCCCUCCUCCUCUCCCUUCUCUCCCUCCUCCUCUCUCCCAUCCUUCUCCGCCUCCCCCUCCUCCCCCACACCCAAGAUCGCCUUUCUCUUCCUCUCCCGCGGCCCCCUCCCCCUGGCGCCCCUCUGGAAGCGCUUUUUCCGCGGGUACGCGCGGUACUACUCCGCGUACAUCCACCCCGCGCCCGGGUUCCGCGUGAAGAGGGGCGUGCGGCAAUCGCUGAACCUGACGGUGGUGCCCAGCAAGCCCGUGUUCUGGGGCACUCUCAGUAUCGUCGAGGCCAUCAAGCGCCUGCUAGCCCACGCGCUGCUGGACGCGCACAACGUGCGGUUCAUGGUGGUGAGCGAGCGCGACAUCCCGCUGCACGCCUUCCCCACCGUCUACCGCUACCUGCUCUCCUCGCCGCUCAGCUUCUCCGGCGGCCACCGCAAGUACUUCCGCAGCGUGCCCGCCGCCGUGCGCGCAUUCCCCCGUGCCCUCGUGCGCUCGGGAUGGGUGCACGGGGAGUGCUGGCUCGAGAUGGCUCGCCCCCAUGCGUGGGCGGUGGUGAGCGAGUGGAGGUGGCACGAGAUGGGUCUGCACUACUGCCUCGCCCUCUCCCAGCCCACGUGCUGCGUGGACGAGAACCUCAUGCAGAACCUCCUCACAUGGGCCUUCCCCCACCAAGUUGCCAACCGCACUGUCAUGAGCGUGCUGUGGAAGGGGAAGACCGGCCACCCACACACGUACCUGGGGGGGGACAUCACUGCUGCGUCGAUCAGAGCGAUUAAAGAGGAGCGGUAUAUGGCCAGGGUGGGCGGUAAUAGGAGCAGUGGAGCAGCAGAAGGGGGAGGGAGAGAGGGUGGUGCUUUGAGUGGGCUAAGCGCCGUCAGCAACAGCAGCAGCAGUGCUAUCAGUAUGCCCAACAGCUCGACUCCUAUUGGUGCAGUGGGUAUACUCAUCUCAAAUAAUACUAGUACAUUAACAGCCACUACCACCCCCUUCCCCUCUUCCACCGGUCAACCCUGCACUGUGAGCGGGCACCCUGCCCCCUGCUGGCUCUUUGCCCGUAAGUUUGUGGCUCGGUCCCUGCCCGAUCUGCUAGCGCUGCCUGAGGACGUCCUGGGGUAUUGAUGGGGGCAAAGCCACCCACACGAGCAGCAUCCCUUGCUGCUCACCGGGUAUGUGUGCAACGAAUCUGGGUUUCGGAUUAUGUGCUUGAUGCAAGCACGUGGAAGGCCAGGGCUUCGAACAACUUCGGGAAUUGUGGGCAUCGUGUCAACAAACAUAUCUACUAUAU